ACUGAUUGUUUAUUUUCAAAAUUUACUAUAGUUACCUAUUACCUAGAAAUCUAUAUUAUUCCUAUAAAAUUACUAGAAAAAUCUCGAAUAUAAUAAAGAGAAGGACUUGGCGACGGGAUUAUAUUUUUUAAAAUAAAAUCUUUAAGUAAUUUUGUUCAUAAGUACUGUAUUUAUUCCACUGUUAGAACUAUACGCUAGAAAAGAACACUAUUUGCUUUGAGUGGUGUGUGAAAAUAUAACCUACAAUACAGUAAAGUAAUAAUUACAGGAAAAUAAGUGAGUUUACAUAGAAACAAACCACGAACACGGAAAGACCAUCUGAAAUCUAACUUUAAUAACCUUUUAGCAGAGUAUAAUAUUUACGAUACAAUGACAUCAGAAAUAAUAGCUACACCUCCUUCAGUUUCCUGGGCACAAAGAAGCUCUCAAAUUUUACUAACAUUUAAUGUAGAAUGUCAAAAACCAGAAAUUAACAUUGAAAAGAAAAUUGUGUCCUUUAAAGGUAUUUGUGCACCAGAUCAUAAAUUACAUAAGGUGGAAAUACAGUUAUAUGGUGAAGUAAAUCCAGAUAAAAGUACAUAUGAUAACAAAGGCAGAUACAUUGACCUAACACUAGUAAAGGAAAAAGUAGAUGAACCUUUCUGGCCUACAUUAACAAGCGAUAAAAAGAAACAUCAUUGGCUGAAAGUUGAUUUUAACCGCUGGCAGGAUGAAGAUGACAGCAGUGAGGAGAUUGAUGAUAUGAAUGAUAUGUUUUCAAGUAAGCUAGGUGACUUUGGUGAUGAAAAUGAAACAGAAGACACCAGUUCUGUGGAAGACGAAGAUCUUCCAGAUGUAAAGUAAUAUGUCUAUGGUAUAGCUGCCAUUUUUACCAAAUAGCAAUCAUAGGUCAGCCACUUUAGGAACUCAAUUAGUGUUUAUACAGAAUAGUAAAUUGAUGAUUUUAUACUGAAUAAUUUCUAACUUGGUAUUAGCGGUACUUGUUUAUUAUGAAGAUAUUCAUUCCAAGUGUGCUAAAAUUUCCAAU
Messenger RNA from Achroia grisella, 1027 nucleotides. RefSeq lists its product as uncharacterized. Gene Ontology annotation, cellular component: cytosol; nucleus. The transcript has 2 exons. Gene Ontology annotation, molecular function: Hsp90 protein binding; protein-folding chaperone binding. The record is from RefSeq and is a predicted model, not a curated record. The coding region runs from base 370 to 843 and encodes 157 amino acids. Lineage: Eukaryota; Metazoa; Arthropoda; Insecta; Lepidoptera; Pyralidae. Gene Ontology annotation, biological process: chaperone-mediated protein complex assembly; protein folding.